Molecule: messenger RNA, 978 nt
Organism: Drosophila erecta
Lineage: Eukaryota; Metazoa; Arthropoda; Insecta; Diptera; Drosophilidae
Product: ribosomal RNA small subunit methyltransferase NEP1
Exons: 2
Coding region: 117-875 (252 amino acids)
Biological process (GO): rRNA base methylation
Cellular component (GO): small-subunit processome; nucleolus
Molecular function (GO): rRNA binding; rRNA (pseudouridine) methyltransferase activity
Source: RefSeq, a predicted model, not a curated record
AGGUAUUUAAGGGAGCCCGCGAUAAGGUCAUACUGAACCUGUGCAUUUCGAAAAACGUGCGGAUUUUUUGACAAUAAUUUCGGAAUUGUUUCUACCAUAGCCAAGUACUUGACGACAUGGGUGGGCAGGGCAAGGCGAUCAACAGGAAGCGAAAGUUUGUGGGCCGCAAGGCGGAUGAUCCGGAAUUCGAUCUGGACAAGAAACAAUUCAAGGUGCUCCAUCUGAAUGCCACCGAGAAGCGGCUGAUAAUCGUUUUGGAAGGAGCCCAACUGGAGACGGUGAAGGUGCACAACACUUUCGAGCUGCUAAACUGCGAUGAUCACGCGGGAAUCAUGCGCAAAAACCAAAGAGAUCCGGGAUCCUGUCGUCCGGACAUCACCCACCAGUGCCUGUUGAUGCUCUUUGAUUCUCCACUGAACCGGGCUGGUCUCCUCCAGGUUUUCGUACGCACCGAGCACAAUGUCCUGAUCGAAAUCAAUCCACAGACGCGUAUCCCGCGCACCUUUAAACGAUUUGCCGGUUUAAUGGUGCAAUUGCUGCACAAGUUCCAAAUUCGCGCCAAUGACUCCUCCCGACGUCUGAUGAGUGUCAUCAAGAACCCCAUUACCGAUCACGUACCGGUCGGCUGCAAGAAGUACGCCAUGAGCUUCUCUGGGAAACUGGUGCCCAAUUGCCGCGAUCUGGUGCCACAUGGCGACGAGAGCUCUGCCAGCUAUGAUGAGCCGGUGGUCAUUGUCAUCGGAGCCUUCGCGCAUGGCGUUCUCAAAACGGACUACACGGAGGAGCUGUUCUCCAUCAGCAACUAUCCGCUUUCGGCGGCCAUCGCGUGCUCCAAACUCUGUUCCGCCUUCGAGGAGGUUUGGGGCGUGGUAUAGUCCAUCGUAUGUUUUUCUUAGUUUAGUCAUAGCUAGUAGUUAGUCUACAUCUAUUCUUUUGAUUGAACACCAUUAAAUUAGGUGUAAUAUCCAGACCUGCAAA